GAGAGCUGCAGCUGCUGGCCCUAGACAACUUAGUGGUGGUUUACCACACUGGCCUGGACUCUGUAUUUCUAUAUGAUGUUUGCCGGCCCUUAAUUGCUGCUGCUGACAGCAGCGGGGAGUGUGGGGGCCCCCCAGGGGGCCCCCCGGGGGGCCCCUCCGGGGGGGCCCCCGGGGGGCCCCUGCUGCGGGGCAAAGCCCGCGGGGGCGCCCCCAAAACCGACUGCAGCAAAGGGGUCAGAGCCCUGACCCCUUUGGUAAAAGGGACAAGUUUAGCUUUGCAAAAAAGUCCUUCUUUUUGGUCUAGAAGUUUGUUGGAAGCAGCAGCAGCAGCAGAUAAUGGGGGAGACAAAGAGGCAGAAAAAAGAAGCUCCAAGGAGACUCUCCAGGACGUCGAGCUGCACGCACCCAACCUAGAAGCUUCCCUCUUCGUUUCCCCCGACUGCGUCAUCGACUUCGAGGGCGGCGCCGUUUACCGCCUGGCGCUGAACACCAGCGCUUUGAUGCACCGGCUGCUGCGGGAGCGGCAGUCUUUGGUGAACAAAUAA
This is a messenger RNA of Eimeria tenella, 545 nucleotides long. RefSeq lists its product as uncharacterized. Lineage: Eukaryota; Apicomplexa; Conoidasida; Eucoccidiorida; Eimeriidae. The record is from RefSeq and is a predicted model, not a curated record. The annotation marks the transcript as partial. The transcript is spliced from 2 exons.